CGGAAAGCAGACUUGCUUACAUAAUCAACACCUGUUGAACUUGCCUCAUUGUCUAAAAAAUCUUGACCUCUCCAUCUUCCAGGAAAAAAAAAUAUAAAUUUCUUUCUGUGUAUCUUUCCUCAAUCAAGUGAUGGUCAUGAUUCGUGAACAAUUAAUGAGUAUAAAAACAGCCCUUAUAUUCUGUACAUGGGCAGGAACGUUCCGGUCUUGUAGGGUUGUGUCUUGUGUGGUUUCCGUUUUUUUUUUCCUUUUAAAUUUAUUUAAAUUCUUGCCUUUUAUGGCGGUUUAAAGUUUUAAACACCCCGACAAAUUCCUUACUUAACUUGCUUUGUUUAUCCAAUUGACUGGUUGUUGUGGUUGUCUGUUUGUUUUUUGCUUUAGUGUAUUUCUUAUUAUAGCAUUUAAAAAACUUUAAUUCCGGUCUUUCUUUGGACUUUUGGCGCAUACACACCUUCUUCUUCCUUGUUUACAUUUAUCUUCCACUCGCAAUUUCAAGAAUUUAAAAUUGUGCCAUGUGUUUGACGGCUAUUGGAGUUCCGGGUAUUGUUAGUUUUGCUUCGAGGUUGAGGUGUUAGCUGUAGUUUUUGGAUGAGUUUGCGUAGUAAGGUGAUUGGGAGUUGUUGUUGAAGGGUUUAGAUUUGAUGAUCUGUGAGGUUUUUCAAGCUCAAAUUCUUGAGGAGAAGUGAGGGUUUGUGCAGUGGGAACUGUUGGUGAAGGGUUUAAGAUUUGGGGGUAUUUUAAGUUCGACUUGAUGAUUUUGGUUGUAUGGUAGUUUCAAGCUCUGAACUUGGAGGAGUCUGAGAUUUGAGAAAUUGGGAUUUCUUGUUAAAGGGUUUUAAAGUUGGAAACCCGAAACAUUUGAUUAAGGGUUUUGCAGUUGUGGAUUGGGUCCAGUGAAGAUUUACUUGUUGAUUCUGUUCUUGCGCACUUUGAGACUAGGUUGAAGCUGCUAAUUGGAUGAAAUGGUUAAUAAUAGAUUUGAUCAUCCAUUAAAGCAUUCAGAAGAGGAAGGACGGGGCAGCAACUAUGAUCUGAAUAAGAGUUUUGAUCAGACCAGUGGAGGUGAUGAAUCAGUGACAGUUGCUUACGUAUCUUCGGAGGAACAAUCUGAAGCAGGUUCUUCUCAGGAAGCAGAGAAGCAGAAGACGCCAUUAGCUCUAGAGAUUUUCAAAUCAAAAAAAUUGAUUUUUCCUCCACCUCGAAGAGGCUUGAAUCUGUGCAUCAAUACUCCUGUUGACGAUCACAGUCAUCAGCUGUUUGAUGAUGAUGAUAAUAAUAUUACAUUCUAUAGAUCCAAGACGGAGAACAGGGCUUCAAGGUAUGAGCUAAAAUUGAAUAGACUGUCAGAGCGUGAAAAGAAGAAACUAAUCAUAGAGCUAGUCAAGAUACAAAACGACGGAACAGUUGAGGUUGAUAUAAAUGAAAAUGCUCCUGUUGCUUCGGAGUUGUUAGAGCUUCACUCAGUUGAAGGGGCGUCCUUUUAUGUCAAUGAUAGCAUUUCUUGUUCUAAGAAAUCAAUUCCAAGAUUGAAAAUUGCUAUGCUAGUGGUUGGGACAAGAGGAGAUGUCCAGCCCUUUCUAGCUAUUGCAGAAAGACUUCAGGAAUUCGGUCAUCAUGUUAGGCUGGCAACUCAUGCUAACUUCAGCAGUUUUGUAAGAUCAGCUGGUGUAGAUUUUUAUCCUUUGGGCGGUGAUCCUCGGGUAUUGGCAGAAUAUAUGGCGAGAAACAAAGGUUUCAUCCCAUCUGCACCAGGAGAAAUAUCCACACAGAGGAAGCAACUGAAGGCCAUUAUUGAAUCUCUUCUUGCAGCAUGCACAGAACCAGAUAUGGAAACUGGCGUGCCUUUUAAAGCCCAGGCAAUUAUUGCAAACCCUCCAGCAUAUGGACAUGUACAUGUUGCUGAAGCUCUUCGUAUACCAAUUCACAUUUUCUUCACAAUGCCUUGGACGCCAACAUAUGAAUUUCCUCAUCCUUUAGCACGUGUACCUCAAAGUGCUGGUUAUUGGCUUUCAUACAUAGUUGUGGAUUUACUGAUAUGGUGGGGAAUGAGAGGCUAUAUAAAUGAAUUCCGGAAAAGAAAGUUGAAGCUUCCACCGAUCGCGUACUUCAGUACGUACCAUGGAUCAAUAUCUCAUCUGCCAACAGGUUAUAUGUGGAGUUCCCAUCUUGUGCCAAAGCCAAGUGACUGGGGGCCUUUAGUCGAUGUUGUUGGUUAUUGUUUGUUAAAUCUUGGAUCAAAAUAUGAACCUAAAGAAGAGUUCCUGCAAUGGAUUCAGAAAGGAACUGAACCCAUAUAUAUUGGAUUCGGGAGCAUGCCUCUUGAAGAUCCCAAGAAUACUAUGGACAUAAUACUGGAGGCUUUGAAAGAUACUGGACAAAGAGGAAUAGUUGAUCAAGGUUGGGGAGAUCUUGGAAAUUUUAUGGAAGUACCUGACAGUGUCUUCCUUUUGAAGGAUUGCCCUCAUGAUUGGUUGUUUCCUCAAUGUGCUGCUGUGGUUCAUCAUGGUGGUGCUGGAACCACGGCAAUGGGACUAAGAGCUGGGUGCCCGACAACUAUAGUGCCAUUCUUUGGCGAUCAGUUCUUCUGGGGUGAUCGAGUGCAUGAAAAAGGACUAGGACCUGCACCGAUACCAAUAGCUAGGCUCAGUGCUGAGAGCCUUUCAAAUGCAAUAAGAUUCAUGCAAGAGCCUGAGGUGAAAUCUCGAGCUGUGGAAUUGGCUAAGUUGAUAGAAAAUGAAGAUGGUGUUGGAGCUGCAGUUGAUGCAUUUCACCGACAUUUGCCUCCCGAGCUACCCUUGCCUGCCUCAUCUUCUGAGGACAAUGAACAGCCGAACCCCCUGCAAUGGUUUUUUAUCCAAAUUGAAAAGUGGUGCUGCCUAUCCUGUUCAUAAGCUUCUUGGAGGGUCUUUCCGUGUCGUGUAGAUGUUUUUUUGUUUUCAUUUUCUUUUGACCUUUACAAGUAAAACAUAAUUUGUUUUAGACAUUCCAUUCAUUCCAUUCAUAGCUGGUAUGGUAUUGAGGGCUACAUGUAAGGUUACUUUGCCAACACCUUGUUACUUUGUGACCUGCUAUUAAAAAAAAAGAGACUUGGGUUGCUGAA
Molecule: messenger RNA, 3100 nt
Organism: Populus nigra (black poplar)
Lineage: Eukaryota; Viridiplantae; Streptophyta; Magnoliopsida; Malpighiales; Salicaceae
Product: sterol 3-beta-glucosyltransferase UGT80B1-like
Exons: 14
Coding region: 963-2891 (642 amino acids)
Biological process (GO): carbohydrate metabolic process
Molecular function (GO): hexosyltransferase activity; UDP-glycosyltransferase activity
Source: RefSeq, a predicted model, not a curated record